AUGACCAGCAAAAGAACACAAGAUAAAUGCAAUUCUUCGCAAGUACCUGCAUCUGAGCAGGUUCCAGUUACACCGGCACAAGAAGAUAAUGAACCUGCCAAAAAGCGACGUCGUCGAAUCCUCUCCUGCGACGCUUGUCGGCGACUCAAGACGAGAUGUGAAAUCGAGUAUGGCUCAGACACUUGCUCGAGGUGUCGAAACCUGAGAAUCACCUGCUUGAAAAGCGAUGAUCUUGAGAAGCCAAGUGGCUCCAAUGAGACCAAUGCAAAUACACAGUCAGAUCUCGUAAAAAGUCUUCAUGAAAAGGUUAUGAAUCUUGAGAGUUCGAUGCAGGAAAUGAAAACCCAAUUAGCAAAGCUCCAGUCUCAGCCUCAGAGAGAACCGAUACAGCCACGAACAGAACAGCAAAUUAUCUUACCUGCCAUAUCAUCCAAUGAUCGAGUCCUAGUUGACCAAGUCGAACCGGCGGACCAACACGUUCAUGCUUCUCCUGCCGAAGUCAUCAGAAGGGUGGCUUGUCAAGUAGUAGGGGACUACAGAAGAGCCUUCCAUACCAAAGAAGAUGUUGUGUCGAUAGGGAUGCUAAGCGCUGCAACUGCAGACUCUCUGGUCAAAGCGUAA
This is a messenger RNA of Fusarium graminearum PH-1, 621 nucleotides long. RefSeq lists its product as uncharacterized. The record is from RefSeq and is a predicted model, not a curated record. The coding region runs from base 1 to 621 and encodes 206 amino acids. Gene Ontology annotation, molecular function: DNA-binding transcription factor activity, RNA polymerase II-specific; transcription cis-regulatory region binding; zinc ion binding. NCBI's taxonomy places the organism in Eukaryota, Fungi, Ascomycota, Sordariomycetes, Hypocreales, Nectriaceae. Gene Ontology annotation, cellular component: nucleus. The transcript is spliced from 2 exons. Gene Ontology annotation, biological process: regulation of DNA-templated transcription.